Ectocarpus siliculosus is the source of this 1016-nucleotide messenger RNA. The record is from the annotation of a GenBank genome assembly. NCBI's taxonomy places the organism in Eukaryota, Phaeophyceae, Ectocarpales, Ectocarpaceae.
AUGGGGGAGCCCAAGUUUCGUGCCAAACAGGUGCUGAAAUGGAUCUUCGAGGGGGGAGCGGAGUCCUUCGAGGACAUGGCCAACAUCCCGAAGACGCUGCGGGCCAAGCUCGCCAAGGUGGCCACCGUGGGUGCUCUAGAGGUGGCUGCCAGGCAGGUGAGCAAGGACGGCACGAAGAAGCUGGCGUACCGUCUGUCGGACGGGCAGAUAAUCGAGUCGGUGCUGAUGCCCUACUCGGACGGCCGGAGGACGGCCUGCAUCUCGUCGCAGGCCGGGUGCGCCAUGGGCUGCGUCUUCUGCGCGACGGGUCAGAUGGGGUUCAAGCGGCAGCUGAGCGCGGCCGAGAUUUUCGAGCAGGCGUACCGGUUCUCCCAGGAGCUGCAGAAGAGGGGGGACCGCCUUUCCAACGUGGUGUUCAUGGGGAUGGGGGAGCCCCUGGCGAACUACAAGAACGUGAUGGAAGCGGUGAGGCGGAUCAACACCGAGCUGGGCAUCGGCGCGAGGCACAUCACCAUCAGCACGGUGGGGCUGGUGCCCCGCAUCCUCCGCCUCUCCCAGGAGAACAUCCAGGUCAAGCUAGCCGUGAGCCUGCACGCCGCGAACGACCGCGAGCGCGGCGCCCUUCUCCCCGUUAACCGGCGCUUCCCCCUGUCCGAGCUGAUGGACGCGUGCCGGGAGUACGUGGACGUAUCCGGGAGGCGGAUGACGUUCGAGUGGGCCCUCAUCCAGGGGGAGAACGACAGCGCCGAGGUUGCCUCGGAGCUGGGGCGGCUGCUCCGGCCGCUCAAGGGCAUGUGCCACGUGAACAUCAUCCCCCUCAACCCGACGGACGGGUACAAGGGGGGGCCGUCGAUGGCCGAUGCCGUGAACCAGUUCGUGGAAGUGCUGGCCAAGAACGGGGUCCCGGCAACCCCAAGGAUACGAAGAGGGAUCGAUAUCGACGCCGGCUGCGGGCAGCUGACGGCCAAGGUUUCGCAAGACGAAGUCCUCGGCAAGGGGUUGCUGUGAUGUUCUCU